GUGUCACGGCAAGGAGGGCGGGCGGGAGAUCGUUGAAAGGGGGAGAAAGAAAUACGAGACGGUACUCGAAUUCCAUCUGUCGCAGUGGACUCGUAAAUACCGAGUACCUAGUAUCACGAGUUUAGUUACGGCCGACCGUUAACACGUAUGGAGUGAGAAAACGAGGAGUGCACUCGCUAUAGUUUCGCGGAGGUUCGCUGGUGCAGUCAUGAACGAUCGUCGGAACAAUCGGGAAGUGGUCACGGUGUUGUUUUUAUGUCUGAUUUGGUACGUGAUUUCGAGCAGCAACAAUGUGGUGGGUAAAAUGUUGCUGUCGGAGUUUCCCUAUCCGUUGACAGUGACCAUGGUCCAGCUAACCUCGAUCACCGCCUAUUCCGGUCCGUUCUUCAAAAUGUGGGGUGUGCGGAUGUACUCGACGGAAAUCCCCUGGGGAUAUUAUCUGCGGCUGAUCGUGCCUCUCGCGCUGGGAAAAUUCUUGGCGAACAUAUUCAGCCACGUCAGCAUCUGGAAAGUCCCUGUGUCGUAUGCCCAUACUGUGAAGGCUACAAUGCCCUUCUUCACGGUGUUCCUGUCCAGAGUAAUCUUGAAAGAGAAGCAAACAUGGAAGGUGUACUUUAGUCUGGUUCCAAUUGUGGUUGGUGUUGGAGUUGCUACUUUAACGGAGCUUAGUUUCAAUAUGAUAGGUCUUUUGAGUGCCUUAGCGUCUACCAUGGCAUUCGCUUUGCAAAAUAUUUAUUCCAAGAAGGUGCUACAUGAUACGGGAAUACACCAUUUGAGGCUCCUGUUAAUUUUGAGUCGUUUAGCGUUAUUGCUCUUCUCUCCCAUAUGGAUACUGUUCGAUCUGAGGCGUUUAAUAUACGAUCCUGUAACUCAUGGAUCGACAGAAUUAGAUUACUAUAUAUUGGGCCUGUUAUUCUUAGACGGUGUAUUGAAUUGGUUUCAAAAUAUUAUUGCAUUCUCAGUAUUAUCCAUUGUCACUCCUCUAACUUAUGCAGUGGCCAGUGCGAGCAAGCGUAUAUUUGUCAUUGCAGUAACUUUAUUUGUACUUGGUAAUCCAGUAACAUGGAUAAAUAUAUUCGGUAUGACACUGGCCAUUUUUGGAGUAUUAUGUUACAACAAAGCGAAGUAUGAUCAACGGAAGGAGAAAGAGAGUCAAACAGUUCUUCCAAAAUAUUACGAUAAAAAUCGUAAUGGUGUUAGUAGUUCCUUCACGGCGAAUGGAUGGGCUGACAAGAAACAACAAUCGUUUUCUGUCUAGUCUAAAUUGUUAGACUUGUUUCUUAUCGACAAGCUCUCACAAGUUUUCUCUAACGGAUCAUUAUGUACCAGUCAUGGCGAUGUAAUCAGUUAUUUAUUUUAACAGUGUAGGAAAGGCAAGGAGUAAUGGGAUUGUAUAGAGAACAUUGUAAUGUUGGGAUGUACAAAUUUAAACUCGUCAGAUGACAUAGUAUUUAUGUAUAUAUACAUAUUACCGCAUAUGUACAUGUGACAUGUAUAUAUGUAUAUACGAUCACGCGUAUGUAUAUAUACGUACAUGCAUAGAUAUAUUUUAUUAAUAUUAAUUAUUGUGCACAAAGGUGUAAUUGGUUAUCUGUUUCCGCUUUGUAUUUUUUUAUGUAUUACACCAAUAUUGUUCUUGCGCUUUCCACAAGAAUAGACCUGCUGGCAAGGUGGGAUAUAUCGUUAAAUUCGCAGUUGUUAGCGUACACGGUUGAUUGCUGGGUCGAUCAGCCUUAAAAGCCGGUCAGUUGCCCGAUAACAUUCCUAUUAGCCCGAUAACAAAGGUGAAACGAAUCGGUCCGGUUUCAUAGAUCGAGUUCAUUUCAAUACGCGUUACGUGUCCAUUAUCGAACAAUGGUAUUCGUGUAGUAUCGAUUACGUAUUACAUUUUACUUUCAUGAUCAGAGUGGCCGGCCACAAUAAACGCGAACACGAGUUCGAGAUAAUGCGAUGCCAAUCGUUCGCGUGUCGUGACAUCGAGUUUCGCAAGCUCAUAGGUUGUUAACAAUGGAAACACGAUACGGUUAAACUCCCCGUGACAGGGAGCUUCUCUUUUGCAAUACUCUCAGAAUACUUCUGGUCAUUAUUAUUAACCGCACGAACGGGGUAUCAGUUUUAGCGAUAAUGAUAAAAGCAAAAAAGAAAAAAAAAGGAGAAAGCAAAAUUACACUUUUCCUUCUGCAACGCCUGUUAGAUUAUAAUAUACCUCUGAGAGUUAAUAGAAUGUUUUUAUUCGAGGCUUAGAUGCGCGCGACAUCGUCGCCCCGUAUGCGUGUGUUCGGUUGCGGUGUGCGUGGGAAUUGUGUGCAGGAGAAGAUGUUCUAGCUAAAAGCAAUCUAUACAUUUAUUUUUAUAAAUAAAAUACAGGUGUGUAAAAAAAUAUACCAGAUACCAUCCACCGAA
Messenger RNA from Nomia melanderi (Alkali bee), 2403 nucleotides. RefSeq names its product solute carrier family 35 member E1 homolog. The record is from RefSeq and is a predicted model, not a curated record. NCBI's taxonomy places the organism in Eukaryota, Metazoa, Arthropoda, Insecta, Hymenoptera, Halictidae.